Molecule: messenger RNA, 721 nt
Organism: Staurois parvus
Lineage: Eukaryota; Metazoa; Chordata; Amphibia; Anura; Ranidae
Source: the annotation of a GenBank genome assembly
AUCGCCAGUCCGCUGUGUCCCUCGGACACAGGGGAUCACGGAAAGAGCCGAAGAUGUCGGCUCGGUCAUGUGAUCAGCUGUGUCCAAUCACAGCUGAUCACAUUGCCAGCUGUCAGUGCUCAUCAGUGCCAGUGCCCAUCAGUGCCUCUUGCCAGUGCCCAUCAGUGCCACAUCAAUGCCACAUAUCAGUGCAUACCAGUGCACAUCAAUGCCACAUAUCAGUGCCCAUCUGAGCUGCCUUUCAAUGUCACCCAUCAGUGCCAGUCAGUGCCACCUAUCAGUGCUGCCAAUCAGUGCCACCUAUCAGUGCCAGUCAGUGUCGCCUAUCAGUGCCAGUCAGUGCCGCCUAUCAGUGCCAGUCAGUGCUGCCUAACAGUGCCAGUCAGUGCCGCCUAUCAGUGCCAGUCAGUGCUGCCUAUCAGUGCCACCUAUCAGUGCCAUAUAUCAGUGUCAUGUAUCAGUGCUGCCUUUCAGUGCCCAUCAGUGAUGCCUGUCAAUGCCCAUCAGUGCAACCUACCAGUGCCUCCACAUCAGUGCCCAUCAGUGCCAUGUAUCAGUGUCCAUCAGUGCAGCCUAUCAGUGCCCAUCACUGCAGCCUCAUUAGCGCACAUCAGUGAAGGAGAAAAAUCACUUAUUUACAAAUUGUAUAAACAAAAACUAAGAAAAAACUUUUUUUUUCUCAAAAUUUUCAGUGGUUUUUGGUUUGUUUAAGAAAAAAUAA